AUGCCUAAGACCCGAGGAGGAUAUACCUCAGCUCCCCCGAGCAGUCAGAGAGCUGCCCCUGUGCGGGCCCCACUAGAUGCACCCUCACAUUUACCUGAUUCUGCCCCUCAGAGCAAAUACCAUACGAGGAGAGCAUCUGCCACGCCUGUGGCCCCUACUCAGAUUCCACCUCGGAGUCCUCCUACAAAGAAAUCCAAGACUUCAGAGCCAGGAGAGUCCUCCAGAGCACCUCGGGAUUCACAGUCUCAGCCUCCUUCCGCCAGGAGCCCUAGACCCAGCUCGCCCAUUGAGGGCAACUUCGAUUGCCGAUCGAGAACAUUUCAUGUCGAGGUACAGCUCCAUCAGCAUUCCCCAGAACUUCCCGAGCCAAGGGAAGUCCCUCCUGCUCUGUCCACUUCAGCUCCUCCACAGCCAGUACCAGAGGUAGCAUCAUCUGAUGCCCCACCUGCUAUUCCUCCUACCUCAGAGCCGCCCAUUACUAUCCCUGGUGCGGAGUAUCGUGCCUUGCUCGCUUUCUUCCAGACUCUGACCACUACUCAGACGGCUAUUAUGGAGCGGAUAGACCACUUCCAACUUCAGCAGGACCAGCAGACUCUCAUUCUCCGGGAGAUUCAGCAGCGCCUCGUUCUUGUCUAUGUGUUUGAGCCUGUAUGGGAGAAUGACGGAGGCUUGGAUAUAAGAGAUAAGAUUGUCCAGUUCUGGAAGGUUUCGAGUUAA
Molecule: messenger RNA, 717 nt
Organism: Vitis riparia (riverbank grape)
Lineage: Eukaryota; Viridiplantae; Streptophyta; Magnoliopsida; Vitales; Vitaceae
Product: vegetative cell wall protein gp1-like
Exons: 3
Coding region: 1-717 (238 amino acids)
Source: RefSeq, a predicted model, not a curated record